GUGCCCUCGGAGCGGGCGGCGGCGCGAUGGCGCGGGUGGCGGCGGCCCCGGGGCGGCGGGCGGCGCGGAGGGCGGGCUGAGCGCAUGGAGCGGCGCGGGCCGGGGGCCGCCACGGCGAGGGGCCGGGCCAGGCCGGGCGGAGGCCAGGAUGGAAAGUUGUUGGUUGACCACUGCACUCCUGUGAUCACUGCACCCCUGCACUCUCCUUGGCUUUCUCAGCCCCUGGCCUCCAGAACCGCCUACGCCCCUACCUGGGCUACUCAGGCCAGAGCAACUGAGUUCCAGAUAAAAACUGUCAGACCCGGCCUGUAGGCUGCUCCAUUGCCAAUGAACUCCAUGAACCCCAUGAAACCUGCCCUGCCCCCCGCGCCACACGGUGAUGGUUCAUUCGCAUAUGAGUCUGUGCCUUGGCAACAAAGCGCCACUCAGCCGGCUGGAUCGCUGUCCGUGGUCACUACUGUGUGGGGAGUUGGCAACGCGACACAGAGCCAGGUUUUGGGGAACCCCAUGGGCCCUGCAGGGAGUCCCUCUGGCAGCUCCAUGAUGCCUGGUGUGGCAGGGGGCAGCUCCGCCUUGACCUCCCCACAGUGCCUGGGACAGCAGGCGUUUGCUGAAGGCGGCGCCAACAAGGGCUACGUGCAGCAAAGCGUGUACAGCCGCGGGGGCUACCCUGGGGCCCCCAGCUUCACCACCGGGUAUGCAGGCGGCCCGGGGGGCCUCGGCCUCCCCUCACAUGCUGCAAGACCCUCCACUGACUUCACGCAAGCGGCAGCUGCUGCGGCUGUGGCUGCUGCAGCAGCCACUGCCACCGCCACAGCCACAGCCACAGUGGCUGCUCUCCAGGAGAAGCAGAGCCAGGAGCUGAGCCAGUAUGGAGCGAUGGGGGCCGGACAGUCUUUUAACAGCCAGUUUCUGCAGCAUGGAGGUCCCCGGGGGCCUAGUGUCCCCACUGGCAUGAACCCUACUGGCAUAGGAGGGGUGAUGGGCCCCUCUGGCCUCUCCCCCAUGGCUAUGAACCCCACCCGGGCAGCAGGAAUGACACCCUUGUAUGCAGGGCAGCGUCUGCCCCAACAUGGGUAUCCUGGGCCUCCCCAGGCCCAGCCACUGCCCCGACAGGGGGUCAAGAGAACCUACUCUGAGGUGUAUCCAGGGCAGCAGUAUCUGCAAGGAGGCCAGUACGCACCCAGCACCGCCCAGUUUGCGCCCAGCCCUGGGCAGCCCCCUGCCCCCUCCCCUUCCUACCCUGGGCACAGGUUGCCCCUGCAGCAGGGCAUGACCCAGUCCCUGUCCGUGCCCGGCCCCACGGGACUGCACUACAAGCCCACAGAGCAGUUCAACGGGCAGGGCGCCAGCUUCAACGGGGGCAGCGUCAGCUACAGCCAACCUGGCCUGAGUGGGCCUACCCGUUCCAUCCCGGGCUAUCCCAGUUCCCCACUGCCAGGGAACCCCACGCCACCCAUGACCCCAAGCAGCAGCGUCCCUUACAUGUCACCAAGCCAAGAGGUCAAGUCUCCCUUCUUGCCUGAUCUCAAGCCCAACCUCAACUCCUUGCACUCAUCGCCCUCUGGAAGCGGGCCUUGUGACGAGUUGCGGCUGACCUUCCCUGUGCGCGAUGGGGUGGUCCUGGAGCCCUUCCGCCUGCAGCACAACCUGGCUGUAAGCAACCACGUCUUCCAGCUGCGAGACUCAGUCUACAAGACCCUGAUGCUGAGGCCUGACCUGGAGCUGCAGUUCAAGUGCUACCACCAUGAGGACCGGCAGAUGAAUACCAACUGGCCAGCCUCGGUGCAGGUCAGCGUCAAUGCCACGCCGCUCACCAUCGAGCGUGGCGACAACAAGACCUCGCACAAGCCACUCUACCUGAAGCACGUGUGCCAGCCAGGCCGCAACACCAUCCAGAUCACCGUCACCGCCUGCUGCUGCUCCCACCUCUUCGUGCUGCAGCUAGUACACCGCCCGUCCGUCCGCUCGGUGCUGCAGGGCCUCCUCAAAAAACGCCUCCUGCCUGCUGAGCACUGCAUCACCAAGAUAAAGCGGAAUUUCAGCAGCGGCACCAUCCCUGGCACCCCUGGGCCCAACGGAGAGGACGGAGUGGAGCAGACAGCUAUCAAGGUGUCCCUGAAGUGCCCCAUCACCUUCCGCAGGAUCCAGCUCCCCGCCCGAGGUCAUGACUGUCGCCACAUACAGUGCUUUGACCUGGAGUCGUACCUGCAGCUCAACUGUGAGCGGGGGACUUGGAGGUGUCCUGUGUGCAACAAGACAGCUUUGCUGGAGGGCCUGGAGGUGGACCAGUACAUGCUGGGCAUCCUGAUUUACAUUCAGAACUCUGACUAUGAGGAGAUCACCAUCGACCCCACAUGCAGCUGGAAGCCAGUGCCCGUGAAGCCUGACAUGCACAUCAAGGAGGAGCCGGACGGGCCGGCACUGAAGCGCUGCCGCACCGUGAGCCCCGCCCACGUGCUCAUGCCCAGCGUGAUGGAGAUGAUCGCCGCCCUGGGCCCCGGCGCUGCCCCCUUUGCCCCCCUGCAGCCCCCCUCAGUCCCUGCCCCCAGCGACUACCCUGGCCAGGGUUCCAGCUUCCUGGGGCCUGGAACUUUCCCAGAGUCCUUCCCACCCGCGACGCCCAGCACCCCAACCCUUGCUGAGUUCACCCCGGGGCCACCCCCCAUCUCCUACCAGUCUGACAUUCCCAGCAGCCUCCUGACUCCAGAGAAGUCUACCGCCUGCCUCCCAGGCCAGAUGGCACCAGCAGGUCACCUGGACCCCACUCACAAUCCUGGGACACCAGGACUACACACCUCCAACCUUGGGGCCCCUCCAGGUCCCCAGCUGCACCAUUCAAACCCUCCCCCAGCAUCCCGGCAGUCCUUGGGCCAAGCGAGCUUAGGACCCACAGGCGAACUGGCCUUCAGUCCUGCCACAGGCGUGAUGGGGCCCCCCAGCAUAUCUGGAGCUGGGGAGGCCCCGGAACCAGCUCUGGACCUGCUCCCAGAACUGACCAACCCUGAUGAGCUACUGUCCUACUUGGGCCCACCCGACCUCCCUACAAACAACAAUGAUGACCUGCUCUCUCUGUUUGAGAACAACUGAUCCUGUGUUUACCCCAAGCCCGGCGGGGACAUGCUCACAGAUGUCACCACAGCCCUGCCCUUAUGCCCAGCCCCAUGGGACACCCGGUGGUCUUUCCCAAACCUCCCCCAAAACACACCUGGAGCCACAGCCUUCUGCCACCAGCCCUGCCCCUGAAUUGGAAGCAGCCCUGUGCUCCAUUGGAGGGGCUCCCAGGCCGGCAGCCCUCGCCACCUCCCUCUACCAAGCCUGCUGCUGCAGAACGGUUUUUGCUGAGGUGCCCCUGCCCAGCCCUGUCCAGCCUUGUCCACACACACAUCUCACACCCCUGGUCUCACAGCCUCACACCUUGUCCUUCCACCCCUGCCUGCCCCCACCCAGCCUGCUUCUUGUCCAGCAUUGAUCCUUCUGUUUCAACAACUCCUCCACUGGGCAGAGCUGGGCAUCUGGCAGGGCUGGCUCUGUCACCUGGGCCUUUGGCUCCAGUGGCCCCUGUGCCCAGCAGUCCAGCUCUUGGAACCUCGCUGAAUGGCAGUCUCUUGGGGGCCUGGAGCUCUGGCAGCCCAGCCGUGUGUGGUGUCAGGUUCCUCUCCCCACUCCAGCUUCAAGCAGAGGCCUCGGGGUGGGGGAGCUACAAAGCACAACAAUGUACAUAGUGUAGAAACACUAACAGCUGGGAGAGGGGAGCCAGCUGUCCAGCCAGCAUGUUCCUGUUGUACAGCCCGGUCUCCCUGUGCUCUCUGCUCCUUCCCAUGUGCAGACAGAUCAGGGAGGAACCUCCAGUGGGUGGGGGACAGUGAGCUUCGGCCCGGCCGAGGUGGGUGGGUGGGCUCUCAGAUUCAGCUCUGUGUAAAGAUUCUCUAGCGGGCUGCGCUCCCAAGUUCCCCUUCUCUGUGAAAGUGAAGAAUUAGUACAGCUGUGUUUUUUAAAGCCACCUCUCUGUCUCCACCCCAUGGCCCCACACCCAGGUGGGGGAGGAGGAAGCCACUGCAUCUGUUGGCUCAGGGCCCCAGCCUGUGCGAGCAGGGCGCCUGGGCUGUUGUGUCUCCUGUCUGUGCCGAUCUCUAUUAAAGGACUCCCUCUUGGUGGGC
Molecule: messenger RNA, 4160 nt
Organism: Symphalangus syndactylus (siamang)
Lineage: Eukaryota; Metazoa; Chordata; Mammalia; Primates; Hylobatidae
Gene: ZMIZ2
Product: zinc finger MIZ-type containing 2
Biological process (GO): regulation of transcription by RNA polymerase II; protein sumoylation
Cellular component (GO): chromatin
Molecular function (GO): SUMO ligase activity; zinc ion binding
Source: RefSeq, a predicted model, not a curated record